AUGCCAAUCACAAAUCUCGCGUUUGGCUAUUCUAAAGAUCCAUGGACAGUUUAUUUUGCUGGACAAAAAAUACAAAGUGCAUCAGCAACAUCAUUUGAAGUAUUAAAUGAUGGUUAUGCAAAAGAUCCAUGGAAUGUUUAUUAUAUGGGUAAAAAAAUAGAAGGUGCUUCAGCAAGUUCAUUUCAAUCAUUAGGCAAAGGCUUGGCAAAAGAUGCAUUUAAUCGUUAUCAUCUUGGACAAAAAUAUAGUGGUUUAACUCCACCCACGCAUCACUUUCAUUAG
Molecule: messenger RNA, 282 nt
Organism: Adineta steineri
Lineage: Eukaryota; Metazoa; Rotifera; Eurotatoria; Adinetida; Adinetidae
Source: the annotation of a GenBank genome assembly